AAAGAUAUAUCAUGUUAUAAUAUACGUCCAUAAAAAAAUAAAAUAAAAUAUUCUUUUUACUUUUUGUUUUCUUUAUCUAACUAUUCUUUUACUUAAUUAUUAUACAAAAAGUUGGAUUACACAUUAACACUUUGACCAUUUAAAUAACAAUCGGCCAUGUUAAACUGGCUACAUAUAUAUAUAUAUAUCCAAUAUGAGCACGAGUUUCUACUUUCAACGGAAGACGUAUGCGACGUCGUGAUUAUGAUGAAGAAAUACAAGUCGUUAAUUUAACGAAAUUUGAAGUAAGUAUUUUGCAUUAUAUAGAUCUUCUAAUUACAAAAUGAAGAACGUGCCCAUUAAUAUGGUGAAGUAAAACUACUUAUUAUUGUGCAUGGUAGCUGGACAACAACAUGACCCACAUAUUCAAUAACGAUCAAAGGAUAAGAAGCAAAUCAACACACAUAUACAACUUGACAAGAAAUUCAAAGUCAAAUUAUAGACACUAAUAAAUGAUAAACAAAAUAUCAUUUAUUUCACUAUAGUCAAAGUAUGUCCAUCCCCAACCGGACGAAGUUUGCCUCAAUUAUUUAGCAACAUGCAUAUGCCUAUAUAAAAUUUGCUCAGUUUUCUGAAUCCACUACAACUCACUCUUUCACAAAAAACCAUUAAUCAACAAUAAAUGGCUUCUCCGUACCAUUUCAUGCUCUUCAUCUCUCUUCUCUUUCCCAUCAUAAUAUCCUCUUCUUCAGCCCAAACGACAUCGUUCCGACCCAAAUCUCUCAUACUUCCAGUAACCAAAGAUGCCUCUACUCUCCAAUACACCACCGUUAUUACUCAAGGAACACCCCCAAUUCAGGUCAAAGUAAUCAUUGACCUGGGCGGUGAAUUCCUCUGGACUGUUUGCGAUCAAGCAAACAGGUCCUCAACCUACAAGAUUGUCCGUUGCCGUUCAGCUCAGUGCAACCUAGGAGACUUGAAAUCUUGUGAUACAGCUAACAACUGUAUGGAGAGUCCCACAAACACCGUAAUCAACCUCGGAAGCUCAGACUAUUUCUCUCAAGACACCCUUUCAAUACAAUCCAGUGAUAAAUCCAAUCCAGGAAGACUCGUUUCGAUCCCGAAAUUUCUCUUCAGUUGUGCCCCUACUCUUCUCUUAGAAGGCCUAGCCAGUGGCGUAAAAGGCUUAGCCGCCCUUGGAUGGAACGUGCUUUCGCUCCCUUUGCAGUUUUCAGCAGCUUUCAGUUUUCCAAGGAAAUUCGCUCUAUGCUUGUCCUCUUCAACCUCAGCUAACGGCGUCGUUUUAUUCGGUGACGGACCUUAUAUGUUGGGUCCUGGUAUUGAUGUCUCUAAGCUACUCACUUAUACUCCAUUGAUUCGCAAUCCUAUAAACCUUGUUGGGGGUUUCUUUGGUGUCAGCGAACCAUCUGCCGAGUACUUCAUCGGUGUAAAAUCGAUUAAGAUCGGUGGAAAAACAGUGCCGGUGAACACUACCCUAUUGUCCAUUAACAAAGAAGGAGAAGGAGGAACGAAGAUCAGUACCGUUUUUCCGUACAGUUCGUUGGAAACUUCCAUACACAAGGCCGUAGUUGAUGCAUUCGUUAAAGCUCUGGGCAACGUAACUAGAGUUGCGGCAGUGGCUCCUUUCAGCGCAUGCUUUAGUGCAAAGAGCUUUGUUAGCACCCGAACGGGGCCCGGUGUUCCGCUGAUCGAGUUUGUGUUGCAGAGUGAGAAAGUUGUGUGGAGGAUUAAUGGUGCCAACUCCAUGGUUUUUGUUAACAAGGAUGUGGUGUGCCUGGGAUUCGUUGAUGGUGGUCCUCUUCGUUUUGUUGAUUGGGGUAUUAAGUUUACGAGAACUGCUAUUGUGAUUGGAGGGCAUCAGAUUGAGGACAAUCUUAUUCAGAUUGAUUUGGCUGCUUCUAGGCUUGGUUUCAGUUCCUCUCUUCUCGCUACCCAAACCACUUGCUCAAACUUUAACUUUACCUCCGCUGCUAAUAAUUAAUCUCUUUAUAUUACUGUACGUUUUCAUAUUUUCAGCAUUAUAUAUACAAUAUAUUACACAAUAUAAAUAAUAAGCAAAAUUUAUAUUUUUGUUACA
Molecule: messenger RNA, 2077 nt
Organism: Cannabis sativa
Lineage: Eukaryota; Viridiplantae; Streptophyta; Magnoliopsida; Rosales; Cannabaceae
Product: probable aspartic proteinase GIP2
Exons: 1
Coding region: 662-1981 (439 amino acids)
Biological process (GO): proteolysis
Molecular function (GO): aspartic-type endopeptidase activity
Source: RefSeq, a predicted model, not a curated record